GCCCAGGCCUGGCGGCCCUUGGCCGAACCAUGGCGCGGCCGGAUGAGAUGAUGUCACCCAAAGGUGCCUCCCCCGAAAGUGCCAUGAAAGGACGGCUGUCGGACAGCAGGAACGACAGGGCUCCUGGAUCACGCGAGAGUAAGGGAGGUGCUGGGGGCAUUGAUGACAGCCUCACAGAAUUACUCGCCAGCUUGCACGAUAGCCACCCUGCAAGUGCCUCGCCAUCCGGUGCUGUGAGACGCCUAUCUGAUCACAAAAACGACAGGGCGAACGACAACAAAGGGGCUCCUCGAGGUGGUGCCGUUGAUGAUGGCCUCAAUGAAUUGCUUGCCAGCUUACAUGACAGCCGCCCUGCAAGCUACGGUGGCAGCAUGGCACCCGUAGCUGUUCUCCAGGCUGCGUUGCUUCCCAGCUCAGAACCACCUUCACGUGGACGAGGCACCUCACGACCGCGGGACGGGAAACCACCGCGCUUGUCAGGCAGUCCACAAGGUGGUCGAGUCACACCACAACAUCGAGACGAUGCCGCUCCAGAGGCAAUGGCUGCCAGCCCAGCCAGCUCUCCAACCGAGAAGAGGCCUCCACCGUUGUCCUCUCCGUCAGAGAAGGCUGUGCCAUCCCCUUGGGGCAAAGUUCCAAGUGGCAAGACAGCCUUCAUCAGCCUUGCUUCUGACGAGAAUGCCGCUUUUCGUCCCUACAUGGAAGAUGGGCAGCAGGUUCUUCAGCCGUUGCUUCGAACUGGUCGGGACAAGGAGGAGAUUUGGGAUUUCUUCGGCGUCUACGAUGGCCACGGGGGACGUUCAGAAGUGGACUAUGUGGAGGAGAAGCUUCACACCACCCUGACGGUGGAAUUGAGAUCUCGGAAACCACAAGAGGCUUUGGUGCAGACGUUCAAGAAAGUGGACGGCCAGCUUGCCAUGAUGGGUGCUUGGAACAGCGGCUGCACAGCCACGGUGGUCUUGGUACAUCAGUGCGGCCAGCAGGGCGUUCGGUCAGUGCACGUGGCCAACGUGGGUGACUCGCGGGCUGUCUUGGUGUCACCCAGUGGAGACAGCCGACGUGU
Messenger RNA from Cladocopium goreaui, 1063 nucleotides. Lineage: Eukaryota; Dinophyceae; Suessiales; Symbiodiniaceae. The record is from the annotation of a GenBank genome assembly.